GUGCUUACACCGCGAUUGCAAGCUGCUCUCUCCAUAAUAAAAGAAGGGCGCUAACCAACAGCGUUACAAUUGAUGUAACAUAUUUCUGGCCUUUUCUCCGACAGAACACGAAUGACAGAAGAUUGUGUGAGAAGACCCGGACUAAUAAACGUGCAUUUCAAGAUGUGUAAUGACCACAUCAGAGACAUCCCCUUGAUGCUUCAAAAGCCUUUGUGUACCAGAGAGGAGGAAAGACACCCCAGUCCAAGACAAAUAAGCUUCUACUGUGAACAGAAAAGACCUGGAGGAUACAAUUUGAAGCAGCAUGAAGCAGUCUUUCCCACCUGUGCAACCUUCUACAGAUAGAUGCACCUGAAGAGCCUUAAGAAAUAUUCAGCACUUUGGACACAUGGAGAACACAAUACAAGCAAUAUAAUACAAUUUCAGAGACAAGCCUGACAGAGACUGGACUCCAUCAAAUUCACCUAAAGCCUCAGCUUAUUUACAUUUACUUUUUUCUACACUGUAAUUGUAAACAUAUCACUUUGUCCCCUCUCCCACAUCUAUCCAUCUGUGCCACAGGACCCCAUCAGCGCCCCUCAGAGGGGCAAUGCCAGUCUUGCUUAAUGCCGAUGCCUCCUUCAGCUCCAAGCAGGAGCUCCUGGACCUACAGGAGUACCCUCUCAGUGGGGGUCCCCCUCUGGAUACCCCUAGUCCCGUGGACUCCCAGAUAGGCAGCCCCAUUGGCUCAGGCCAAAGAAGCCCCAGCAGCCCUGGAACUGAUGGCCCUAUUCGACCUCACAUUUUCACAGGGGCCUCCACACUCCCUGGGCAGCUAUAUGGGGUGGAAACAAGACCCCAUGCAGAGACUCCCAUGGGGUUAAAGCUGAUCUCCACUGACUUGGAUCAGUUAUGUGGCUGGGGGGCUCUGACACCCAAAGCGAUUCAAGUUUUCAACACCCCCCGUUGGGUGCUGUUCUUCCUUUGCGUGGCCUCUUUCCUCCAGGGGAUGAUAAUCAAUGGCUUCAUUAACACGGUGGUCACCUCCAUUGAGAGGCGGUUUGAUUUGCGCAGCUACCAGGCCGGCCUCAUCGCCAGCUCCUACGACAUCGCAGCCUGUGUCUGCCUGGCGUUCGUCAGUUACUUUGGCGGUACGGGGCACAAGCCUCGUUGGCUGGGAUGGGGGGUGCUGAUCAUGGCACUGGGUUCCCUGGUGUUUGCCUUGCCUCACUUCACCACACCCCCCUACCAGGUCAGUCUGCCCGAGCGAACAGGAAUGUGCUCUGCCAACCGUACCAGCCCGUGCCAGGACAAGGAGCGUGUGGGACUGUCCAGCUAUCGUUUUGUGUUCAUGCUGGGUCAGUUUCUACAUGGUGUGGGAGCUACGCCGCUCUACACGUUAGGGGUCACAUACCUGGAUGAGAACGUCAAGUCCAACUAUGCACCUGUUUACAUAGGGAUCUUCUACACAGCGGCCAUUGUGGGUCCAGCAGCAGGCUACCUACUGGGAGGAUACUUCCUCAACAUCUACACCGAGAUCCACCUAACGACAGAAAUGACUCCAGAAAACCCUCUGUGGGUCGGGGCUUGGUGGAUUGGCUUUCUUGCUGGAGGAGCAGCAGCUCUACUAGUAGCAUUCCCCAUCCUGGGCUACCCACGACAGCUACCAGGUUCUCAGGAGUUUGUGGCCAUGCGAGUGUCUGAGGCCCACCAGCUUAAGGAUGGAAGCCACACCACAGCCUCAGACCCUCAGUUUGGCAAAUCAGUCAAAGACAUGCCAAGAUCUGUGCUGCUCCUGUUAAAGAAUCCCACUUUCCUGUUCCUGUGCUUGGCUGGAGCUACUGAGGCCACCCUCAUUGCUGGCAUGUCCACCUUUGGUCCAAAGUUCUUGGAAUCGCAGUUCAGUCUCAGUGCAUCAGAGGCUGCUACGUGGUUUGGAUACAUGGUGGUACCAGCAGGAGGUGGUGGCACCUUCCUGGGUGGCUACAUCGUGAAGAGACUGAACCUGCGCUGUCGAGGCAUCAUCCGUUUCUGUAUGAUGUGUGCAAUGGUCAGCCUGCUUGCCAUCUUCAUCUUUCUUAUCCACUGUCCCAACGUGCCAAUGGCUGGUGUCACAGCACCAUACCAGUCUGGUCUGAUGGACAAGCACCAACUGGACCAGUACAAACACCUGUAUGACAAGCCCAGAAAGCUGCGCCUUAGAAACAGUUCGUCUUUAGAGGAGAACCUGACAGUGGGCUGUAAUGCAGGCUGUAGUUGUGUCAGAGAGCUGUACAACCCAGUGUGUGGGGCAGAUGGUGUGAUGUAUUACUCUCCCUGUCACGCUGGCUGCAGCUCCAUCAACCACACCGAACGUUCCACUGGCAAACAGGUGUACUCUGGAUGUAGCUGUGUGGUGGGUAACGUGUCCUGGGGCGAGGAGGGCUUCGCUCUGGCAGGGAAAUGUGGCAGCUCCUGCCACUACAUGCCAGCCUUCCUCUCCUUCCUCUUCAUCAUCAUCUCCUUCACCUUCCUCUGUAGCAUCCCAGCACUCACUGCCACACUCAGGUGUGUGCCAGACAGCCAGAGAUCUUUUGGGCUUGGCAUCCAGUGGAUUGUUGUGCGCACACUUGGUGGAAUUCCAGGACCCAUAGCAUUUGGCUCUGUGAUUGACAUCUCCUGCUUACUGUGGCAAGAUCAGUGUGGUGAGCAGGGCUCCUGCUACCUCUAUCAGAACUCAGCCAUGAGCCAGUACACACUUGUAGCUGGUAUCAUCUAUAAGGUUUUGGGGACAAUCUUCUUCCUGUUAGCCAGCAUCCUUUACCAGCCUCCUCCUGAAUCACCUCAAAGCAGCUGUGAGAGCACUGACCAUGGAGCAGGAGAUAUGAGCGACCUGCCCAUCAAAGACCUACCUGAAGACGGCGUCAUUGUCAACCUGCAUGCCAGGUUAUGACGUCAGACACCCCUUAACUGCUGAGUCUCUAUCUGAUUGUGUGUAUGUGUGUGUGUGGAGGUGUUGGGGGUUGGGGGUGCUUCCUCUACACCAACAGCCUUCUCUCAGCCAUAAUGACACCAACCUCCAACAUACAUUUGUGUGAUUGUAUGCAAACACAUGCAGUCACACAAAUGGAUAAUAACAGAAAAACCACAAAAUUACCAGAAUGCUUUUGUGCACAUCUCCACAGACAUGCAUGCAUACACACACACACACACACACACACACACAUACACUUUUUUAUAGUACAUGAUGAUUUCUAACAUGCUGCUCUCUUGGAACAAAAUUCUGCUGUGACCGCAUGUGUGUGUAUCUGAGUGUUUGUUUGCUACACAAUUUGUACUACCAAGCAUUUCUACAGACAUCUCAAAACUAUGUUAAAUUAGUUCAAAUGACUAUUUCAAUUGUGAGUCUGAUGACAUUUCUGUUUCUGUAUAGUCAUCACGUCAUCAUCCUGCAAAAGCCAAUGAAACAGCUGAGACCUAUGUAGUGUAUAUUAUAUGCCAUGUGUAUGAAGCAUUUAUGUCCAUCUUCUUCUUUUGUUCUUUCCCCAUUACUGGAAGAUAGUUACACUGCUUUAUUUGCUACAGAUAAACAGAUAAAGCCAUGGUCUAAUAUAUUGCACCAGAUCUCCAGGCCAGUAAUAAUGAAGCCAAAUCGUUAUCAUAUCAUGUCAUAUUUUAAGGCCAAGAGUAUCUAAAGGCACUUAUAUUGAUAUAAUGGUAACAAAGACUAUUGGUCACAGUACAACAGCACAAAUAUAUUUUCAAUUAGAAAAGCACAUGUGUAUUUUUGAUAGCUACUUGAACACAUGUAUAAAAGAUUUAUGACCAUUAAUUGACCUGUAGAAAUUAACAGAAUAAGUACACUUCAAUGUGUUUUUGACCUAUAGUAUAUACUGUACGUAUGCAUUGGUUUGAUUGCUCUGUUUGCCAGAUUAGUAGUAAGAGCUUUGAUGCUUCUCUUUUGUAUUAAUUGCAUAGCUGCACUUUAAAAUAAAUAAAUAAAUAAAUAAAUAAACUAAACUAAAGCACUGAGAAGUUUAGAAAUUGUGUUGACAAAAUAAAGGCCUGGUAACACUAGAAUUGAAAAUGGCAAAAUUCUGCAACAAAAUCACUUAUGUCCUGUAGUGCUGCUGAGAUCAGUUCGUUUACUCAUGGGGGUAAAUCUGCAUAUUUUUUCUUAUCAAGUACAACUUUGGCAAACUCUGUCAUGUGACUUUUUACCCUGACUCAUUCAAGCUGUGUCUAAAAUGCUGACCUUUAAUGGAAUGGAGAAAGGACAAAAUGGAGGAAGCUACUGGAGCUUAUUAGCUGAAUUGCACCAUUGACUUUACAGAGAGACAAAGUGAAACCAAAUUUUAAGGCCCUGCCCCAGAAGUAAGAAAAUCUCAUUCAAAGUCCUAUUGACAUUUGUAAUGAUGUAAUAAACUAAAAAUCCUAAAAACUCCUGACACAUAAUUACCACAUUUUUCUCUCCAAGCUUCUUAAAUCUAAUUUCUCUGUACUAUGCCAUUUUAGUCACCCUGGCAUUUUGUUCUCAGGCCUGAACAUUAUUUCAUCCAAUAAAGCAUUACUGUAGAGGGAAUAAAGCGCUGAGUAAGAAAGCUUACCAACUGUCAUUUAACAUGCACAUUACCUUGGUUGCCAACAUAAAUUCAUAUAGUUUAUUUAGGGUUACGGUUAGGGUUAAGAUGUAUUUGUACAAUCAGCUCUUGUCUCCUAACGGUUGAGUGUUUGUUACAGUAAGAUAGCGUGCAUCGAGGACUCUGUUCUGUAAAAGUUAAACAGUUGAACUCUCUGUGAAAAAUUUGGAACUCACCCCUGUGAGCAAAUCCACUGAUAAUGGCAAUUCCAUUGGAAUGAAGUGACUUAAUUGCAGUUUAAAUGCUGGUGUGAUGGUGCCUUUAAAAGUGAAAUUCUGGUAAGUAGCUUAUUGGAGCUGUCAAGGGUGACGCACAGUUGGUAUGACAUGCAGUAUAACAAAUAUUUGGACCUAAUUAUCACAGUACUGUAAGUCCAGAAAAGUGCCAAAGCAGCUUUGCCUAACAACUCUUGUAUUUUAUUUUUUUUUAUCAUUAACCCUAUUUAUGCAAAUGAUUUAUUUAUAAUAUUUCAGCACUUGUAUUUGUUUUAUGCAUUCACUGUGCAAUGAUAAAAGGAAUGCUGCCCUGGCUGUGCUCCUCACACCUUUCGUCCACAAGAACGCCUCCUCUUGUCUUAAUUGUUUAUGUGAUAGUGAAACAACCUGCUGUAUGUUGCUUGUGUUGUUGUCAUGUAAUAACUGACCUGAACACCCUCCAGCUGAUGUUGAGGAGUUUGAACUCCAUUUGAGUGUGUAUAUGCAGUCCUCCUAGUUGUGCUUUUCAGUCAAUCUUCGCAUUGACAAACCACUCUGUAAAUUGAUUUUUAUUCUUUUUUAUUUGUUUUUGGUACUGUAUGGUUAUUUUUAGAAAAAAAAAGAAAAAAAAAGAAGAAGCAGCAAACUUGAAAUCAAUGAUCUUUAUAUGGAAUGAUACAAAGAUGUCAAGUGUUUUCUAAUUACAAGAGUUCAAAAGCAGAUUAUUUAUUGUGACUAAUCUUUUUUUAUCAUGUUGUGCGCAUGAGUGAACACAAAAGGACAAAUAACAUGACAUAACAUGAGGCAGGAAAAACAACAAACAAAAUAAAGGGAAAAAACAAACUAAACAAAACUCAGGAGGCCAAGCAUUGUUCAAGCCCACAAAAUGAACUGAAUGAUCUUUCCUUCCUUCUUCCUCAAAUCAGAUGUAAGAAGCAGUUACAAAAUAAAUAACAUUGUUAUACAAUA
Messenger RNA from Lates calcarifer (barramundi perch), 5761 nucleotides. It is a transcript of the gene slco4a1, whose product is annotated as solute carrier organic anion transporter family, member 4A1. The record is from RefSeq and is a predicted model, not a curated record. Gene Ontology annotation, molecular function: protein binding. Lineage: Eukaryota; Metazoa; Chordata; Actinopteri; Centropomidae. The coding region runs from base 590 to 2911 and encodes 773 amino acids. Gene Ontology annotation, biological process: sodium-independent organic anion transport; transmembrane transport. Gene Ontology annotation, cellular component: membrane. The transcript has 13 exons.